Cryptococcus wingfieldii CBS 7118 is the source of this 966-nucleotide messenger RNA. RefSeq lists its product as hypothetical. Lineage: Eukaryota; Fungi; Basidiomycota; Tremellomycetes; Tremellales; Cryptococcaceae. The record is from RefSeq and is a predicted model, not a curated record. Bases 1 to 966 code for a protein of 321 amino acids. The transcript has a single exon.
AUGCCCAACCACGGAAUCGCCUGUUUGCCAUCGCUUACGACCCUCUCCCCUCUACCCAACGACGUCGCCCUCAUCAUCCUCGACUUUUACCUCUCCGCCCUCUCUGCCAAAUCUUCGGCUUUCUACGACCUCAUCCAUGUUAGCCGCUUCUGCUACAAGAUAUUGGCGCCUCGGCUCUAUCGACAUGUCACGCUUGAUGAGCGCAACUCUGAACGCUUUUUCGAGACCUACUGCGAUUAUCUUCUGCAAGAGGGUGUGAGCUUUGUGCCGUCAAGCACGGCGUUUCCGGACAGAGAGAUCAUCUACAAGCCUAUUACUGCUCCUUCGCCGGCGUCUCGCGGCUUGGCCCAUCCUUCGGUACUCAUUCGCAAGGUCACUCUUGUAGAUGGUGCUGCUGUCAUCCGCUGUCAAAUGGCGCGGAAGAAGAUCCAAAGCCGGUGCUCCCUCACCCUGCAGCCUCCGCCCACCGAGCGCCCGUCCGUCGCCCCUUUCCCUAAUCUCGAAUGGCUGGUCAUCCCUUCGUCGAUGCGAGGUAACGUCACCCUCACGCGUGAAGGCCACACUCCUUCUAUACGCGCUCCAAAAGAACCCCGUCUUCUGUCUUACGACGCUUUGCAAGAUAUCGACGCGCUUCAGCCACCUCGGCUUUGUGUUACCGAAAGUCUUCACACGAGUUCUGUGCGAGCCAUCAACCGAGCGUACUUCUUUGCCAAGUAUACGCAUCAGUUAGAGGAGCUCUCGGUACACGGGGCAAGAGGGCGCGAUCAAAGCUUUAUGUCUCAGAAUCGGACGAGGGUCUUGAAUGUGGCUUUUGCGAUACCGGCGGUGACGAGGGAGGGGGAGGCAGAGGCAGGGGAGAGCAAUGAGGAAGGGGGCGAGGAGACGCAGCUGCAUGAGCCGGAGGUCGAGCUGGGGUGGCAUCUGGAAAUGUUGCAUUACUCUGAACGAAACUUGGGAACGUCGUGA